Molecule: messenger RNA, 267 nt
Organism: Dovyalis caffra
Lineage: Eukaryota; Viridiplantae; Streptophyta; Magnoliopsida; Malpighiales; Salicaceae
Source: the annotation of a GenBank genome assembly
AUGGCCGACAAUGUUUUGAGCAAUUUUAAACCCGAACAAUACGGGCAUGUGAGCUUCCGAGUUCCCGAAAGGGUCGGUGUGAACGAGCUUGAAACAAUUUAUAGAGAAACCGUAAUUGCUCGGUUUGAGGUUUUUGAGACCUACAUCAUAGCCAAAGUGACAACCACGGAGACUCAUCGGCUUCGACCGUGUUCCGAGGUUGAUUUUCGCCCAAAAAUUGUCGACAAAGUUCGAGCGAGUUUUAGAUCCGGUUCGAUGGCAAACUAG